CCCAAUGCUCUAAAAAAAAUAUAAAUCAAAUAGACAUUAGACAAGUGACACACAAAGUGUGACAGAUAGUUGUUAUUGAAGGAAUUUCAAAACUAUUUCUUUCAUUGUCAAACUCGGCCAAAAUGACGAAAGGAACCUCAAGUUUCGGAAAGCGCCGAAAUAAGACUCAUACGUUAUGUAGAAGGUGUGGAAGAUCAUCUUACCACAUCCAAAAGUCAAAAUGUGCCCAAUGUGGAUACCCAGCUGCAAAACUUCGUUCAUAUCACUGGUCAGUAAAAGCUAAAAGGAGGAAGACCACAGGAACUGGCCGCAUGCGUCAUUUGAAGAUUGUUAGGAGACGCUUCCGUAAUGGUUUCAAAGAAGGACAACCUACUCCUAAAAAAGCUGUAGCUUCCUCGUAGACAUGUUACUUUUAAGUAAUAAAAUAUAAAAAGUC
Leptidea sinapis is the source of this 436-nucleotide messenger RNA. RefSeq names its product 60S ribosomal protein L37 (gene RpL37-1). The record is from RefSeq and is a predicted model, not a curated record. Gene Ontology annotation, cellular component: ribosome; cytosolic large ribosomal subunit. The transcript has 3 exons. Gene Ontology annotation, biological process: translation. Lineage: Eukaryota; Metazoa; Arthropoda; Insecta; Lepidoptera; Pieridae. The coding region runs from base 123 to 401 and encodes 92 amino acids. Gene Ontology annotation, molecular function: structural constituent of ribosome; RNA binding.